Molecule: messenger RNA, 351 nt
Organism: Strongylus vulgaris
Lineage: Eukaryota; Metazoa; Nematoda; Chromadorea; Rhabditida; Strongylidae
Source: the annotation of a GenBank genome assembly
UGUGCUCACGACGGUGUGCCUGGUUGGGAAUAUGGAGGCUGCUCAUUCAGUGUUCAGCAUGGAAUUACGGCAAGUCGAAAAUUGCUUACGAAAACACCUGUUAUACGUACUCCACUGAGAAAUGUGGAGAAGCAUAAUUUGAAAGCUGGGCGAUUAGUAUGUCCUUUCUUCUUGGUAUCUCAAUCUAAUCAUGUCUAUGCUAUGAAUUUUAGGCAGUUAAGAAGACCCUUAUUGCGUCCUGCAAGUGUCACGGCGUUUCUGGAUCAUACAACAUCUGGCAGAGUCUGCGCUUGGCGUAACCAGACCCAUGCACAAGGCGAUUGUGGGAGAUUGUGUUGUGGGAAAGGAUUC